AUGAAAUACUUAGCUGCUUACUUAUUAUUAAUCCAAGGUGGUAACACUACUCCAUCAGCUGCUGAUAUUAAAGAAGUUUUAGAAACUGUUGGUUCAGAAGUUGAAGAAUCAAGAAUUUCAACUUUAUUAACUUCAUUAGAAGGUAAAACCAUUGAUGAAGUUAUUGCUGAAGGUUCAAGCAAAUUAGCUUCAGUUCCAACUGGUGGUGCUGGUGCUGCUCCAGCUGCUUCCGCUGCUGCUGGUGGUGCUGAAGAAGCUGCUGAAGAAGAAAAAGCUGAAGAAGCUAAAGAAGAAUCCGAUGAUGAUAUGGGUUUCGGUUUGUUUGAUUAA
Hansenula ciferrii is the source of this 330-nucleotide messenger RNA. It is a transcript of the gene RPP2B, whose product is annotated as ribosomal protein P2. Gene Ontology annotation, molecular function: structural constituent of ribosome. Gene Ontology annotation, cellular component: cytosolic large ribosomal subunit; ribosome. The record is from RefSeq and is a predicted model, not a curated record. Gene Ontology annotation, biological process: cytoplasmic translational elongation. The coding region runs from base 1 to 330 and encodes 109 amino acids. NCBI's taxonomy places the organism in Eukaryota, Fungi, Ascomycota, Saccharomycetes, Phaffomycetales, Wickerhamomycetaceae. The transcript has a single exon.